Synchiropus splendidus (mandarinfish) is the source of this 4202-nucleotide messenger RNA. It is a transcript of the gene scube2, whose product is annotated as signal peptide, CUB domain, EGF-like 2. Gene Ontology annotation, cellular component: cell surface. Gene Ontology annotation, molecular function: calcium ion binding. The record is from RefSeq and is a predicted model, not a curated record. The coding region runs from base 253 to 3306 and encodes 1017 amino acids. Gene Ontology annotation, biological process: signal transduction. The transcript is spliced from 23 exons. Lineage: Eukaryota; Metazoa; Chordata; Actinopteri; Syngnathiformes; Callionymidae.
CUUAUAGAUAACUUGACACAGCUCCGCUUCAAACUCAAGUGCACGCGCACACGCACCCGUUCCCAAACACACACACCGACACACACACACAUACACACACACACACAUCCACUAUUACUCACUCCUUUCUCUUUCAAAAGGCCCUUGUGAGGCAGAUUGACAGGCUAGAAUGAAAAUGAGGCGGACGCUCGGUCACGACUUCAGUGCGUACGCGUCCUUUUGAGGAGACCUCUAAACUUGGAUCCUAUCACCAUGGGAGCUAUUUGGGCUGCGAGGGACUUUUGUUUGUUUUUGCUCUUGUUAAAUAGUCGCCAAGGCGCUGCGCUUCCUGAGAUUCGAGAUCCAUGUGCGGAUGGGAGUGAUGGAUGUCACAUUGAUGCUAUUUGUCAGUCUACACCUGGGUCUUACAAGUGCUCCUGUAGGGCUGGUUUUAAAGGCGAUGGGACUCACUGCGAGGACGUGGACGAGUGUGACUUCGAGUUCAACGGUGGUUGUGUGCAUGAGUGCAACAAUAUACCUGGGAAUUAUCGCUGCACUUGCUAUGAUGGCUUCAACUUGGCUCACGAUGGACACAACUGUCUCGACGUUGAUGAAUGUAAUUUCAAUAAUGGUGGGUGCCAGCACACUUGCGUCAAUACCGUCGGCAGCUACGAAUGCCGAUGUAAACAUGGCUUCUUCCUCAGUGACAACCAGCACACAUGCAUCCAUCGCUCUGUGGAGGGCCUCAACUGUAUGAAUAAGGAGCACGGCUGCGCCCACAUCUGCAGAGAAACACCCAAGGGGGGCGUGUCGUGCGAAUGUCGUCCAGGAUUUGAGCUGGCCAGAAACCAGAGAGACUGUAUCUUGACCUGUAACCAUGGCAACGGAGGCUGCCAGCACACCUGCGAAGACACGGAGAACGGUCCGAUAUGCAAGUGUCACAUGAGGUACACAUUGCAGCCCGACAGGAGGUCGUGCGUCGAAAGAGACGAAGCCACCACGGAUUCGGCCGACCAUAACGCCACAUCCUUCGCUGAAGUGGACAAGCGAGUUAAGAGGAGGCUUCUAAUGGAAACCUGUGCGGUAAACAACGGUGGAUGUGACUGCACUUGCAAAGACACAUCUACAGGAGUGCGCUGCAGCUGCCCAGUCGGCUUCACGCUGCAGCCGGAUGGCAAAACAUGCAAAGACAUCGAUGAGUGUGAACAUCAUAACGGGGGCUGUGAACACUUCUGCAGGAACACCAUCGGCAGCUUCGAGUGCAACUGCAGAAAAGGAUUCAAGCUGCUGACCGAUGAGCGCUCGUGCCAAGAUAUAGAUGAGUGUUUUUUUGAACGGACAUGUGAUCACACGUGUGUGAACUCCCCCGGUGGUUUUCAGUGUCUCUGCAACAAAGGGUACACCAUGUAUGGACUGGCCCACUGUGGAGAUAUUAAUGAAUGCAGUGUGAACAAUGGAGGUUGCCAGCAGGGUUGUGAGAACACCAUGGGUGGAUACGAAUGCUUUUGCCAUCCUGGUUAUAAGCUCCACUGGAAUAAAAAGGACUGUAUUGAGGCUGAGGGUUCGCUACCCGCAAAACGCACCUCCAAACCAACAUUGAACUGCAGUAAACAGGAGGGAGGGGACCGCUGUUACCUGACCUGCCAGUCCCAAGUUCACAUCAGCAGUGGGACAGAGGAUUCCUACACCGUGACCUGUGGAAUGCCUCUGCCCUGCAUGGGUGACGCACAAAAGAACAACAGCGGCUCGCAUUGCAUCGAACUGUUGACUCCACGCAUUAAAACCACCGCAACUUUCAAGUCGGGAUCUUCAAAGUGCAACUUAAAGCGAAGCCAGGAGCGACUGAAGGAGAGCCUGAACGCAGCAGCUUCAGAUAGCAGGUUUCUCUUCACUGAAAAUGUCCAGUUUAGUUACGUCAGCCUCCACUGCUCCUCGUCUGGACAGCGUACGCGAAGCCGCCACGGCAGGAAAGCCGGCGAGGAGGACGGCUCAUCCAUCACAGCUGAGUUUGAGCUGGAUGUGAAUCUAGAGGAGGUAACAGCAGGGACCUGUGACCUGAACUGUGUGCGUCGUCGGUCCGAAAAGAGGCUGAGGAAGACCAUCAGGACCCUGAGGAAGUCCAUCAACCGGGAGCAGUUCCAUCUUCACUUCGCUGGGUCUGACUAUGAACUUGCGAAAAGCCUGGUCCAGGCGGCAGAACCACAUGGACCAUGUUUGGCAGGACAGAUACUGGUGGGCAGAAAAUGUGUGAGCUGCAGUACUGGGACCUUCUUUGACGGUGAUCAGGGACGCUGUGCGCUGUGCCCAGCUGGGACCUAUCAGGACGAGGAGGGUCAGAUGUCCUGUGAGGUCUGUCCGGGGCCCGAAGGGAGAGAAGUCUCCAAAGUGGUCGGAGCACGAAACGUCUCGGAGUGUGGAGGUCAGUGCUCCCCUGGACAGUAUUCCCACGAUGGCUUCGUCCCCUGCGUGCCGUGCCCACUGGGAUCCUACCAGCCCGAUGUGGGACGCACCUCUUGCUUCACUUGCGGAGGAAACCUGGUCACCAAGCACACCGGAGCUGUUACCUUUCAGGAGUGUGAGACGAAAGUCCAGUGUUCGCCCGGACACUACUACAACACCAGCACCCACCGCUGCAUCCGCUGCCCCAUGGGAACCUAUCAGGUGGAGUUUGGACAGAACUAUUGCAUCGCCUGUCCUGGAAACACCACCACAGACUUUGAUGGCUCCACUAACAUCAUGCAGUGCAAGAAUCGGCACUGUGGGGGAGAGUUGGGAGACUUCACCGGCUACAUCGAGUCCCCUAACUACCCUGGGAACUAUCCUGCCAACAUCGAAUGCACUUGGACCAUUAACCCUCCACCUAAACGCAGGAUCCUCAUCGUCGUCCCUGAGAUCUUCCUGCCAAUUGAGGAUGAGUGCGGCGACUAUUUGGUGAUGCGGAAAAGCUCUCUUUCGAACUCUGUCACCACCUAUGAGACCUGUCAGACGUACGAACGGCCCAUAGCGUUCACAUCUCGCUCCAAGAGGCUUUGGAUUCAGUUCCGGUCCAAUGAGGGCAACAGCGGAAAGGGAUUCCAGGUCCCUUAUGUCACAUAUGACGAGGACUAUCAAGAACUAAUAGAAGACAUUGUCAGAGAUGGCCGGUUGUAUGCUUCGGAGAAUCAUCAGGAAAUUCUGAAGGACAAGAAGCUGAUGAAGGCCUUGUUCGACGUGCUGGCCCACCCCCAGAACUUCUUCAACUACACAGCGCAAGAAUCCAGAGAAAUGUUUCCAAAGUCUUUCAUCCGCUUCCUGCGCUCCAAAGUUCUGAGAUUCUUGCGCCCUUAAGACGUAGCGUUGGACUAGGUGGUACAUGCAUAUGAAUAUUCAUAGUUCUGAGUCAUAGUUUUUGAACUGCACGGACAACUCCACAGGUGGAUGAACGAUGGGAUCCAAAGACGAAUUUGAAAAAGGAAUGGACUCUAAACUAGAGCUAAUUUGAAAAUGAAGUGCCGAAGUAAUUCAUGUUUGGACGUUGACUACAAACCAUAAGAAUUCAAAUCAGAAUUCAAAUGAAAAGUCCCGUGAUGACCUUUAAAUUUCUUUCAUGACCAGCUGAGGAGUUUUAAUGGUACAUUAUCAGAAGUCUGGAAUGCACUGCAGCCUAGGGAAUAUAUACUUAACUUGUAUAUAGAGUGCAUCUAGUUUUAACAUAGGCUACUUUUACAAGUAGAGACUGAGAGGUGCCAAAACACGAUAGCACAAUGCUACUACUAAGAAAAUAGUAGGACCAGAAAGCAAUUAUUCUGAGAGAUAUUUUGUAUAUGAUGUAAAAAAUAUUGACCUUUCCAGGGUGUCCCGACAACCUCACCCUAUCUAGCUGAGUUGGAAAAAAAGGGGAGGAAAAAUGAAGACAUGUAAAAAGGUUUGAUGCAAAACUGAUAUAUGGGCGGAAUCACAUGUUCGGCAAUAAAAACUUUUUUGAUGAAUCUGAGAGGCAAAAAGAUGAUUGAAAAACAGUACUGUUUCCUUUUAUAUGUACACAUUGAAUGAGGCCAAUGCACGUGUUUUGUCAGAGAUUUUGACCCAUCAACCAAAGACUUCUGGGAAUCGAGCGUUACGAUAAAUGUAAAAUGUUAUACGUUCAGAAUAAAAAGACGUUUUGUAAAAUAUUUUAGAGAUUUUUUCCAUGUUCUAGCAUUACAUAAAUGUAUAUUUUUUAUGGUUUUGUACAUCAGAUAUGC